Molecule: messenger RNA, 2307 nt
Organism: Beta vulgaris subsp. vulgaris (sugar beet)
Lineage: Eukaryota; Viridiplantae; Streptophyta; Magnoliopsida; Caryophyllales; Amaranthaceae
Product: protein AUXIN SIGNALING F-BOX 2
Exons: 3
Coding region: 420-2144 (574 amino acids)
Biological process (GO): SCF-dependent proteasomal ubiquitin-dependent protein catabolic process
Cellular component (GO): SCF ubiquitin ligase complex
Molecular function (GO): protein binding
Source: RefSeq, a predicted model, not a curated record
UAUCUCUUGUCUCUUAUCACUCUCCUACUCUCACAGUAGAGAGAGAAAGUUUUAAGAGAGAGAAAGCUUUUUUUUUUGUUCAUUUGCAUUUCUUUCUACAAUACACCCUGUUUUUAUUUUUAUGUUUUUUUGAGAGAGGAAUAAUUUUUUUUUUGUGGGUUUUUUUUUUUCUUUUUACAUUUGUAGAAAGAUUAGAUCUUUUUUAAGAUUUAUGUAAUUUUUACCCUAUUUUCUGCAAUCAUCACCUUUUGAUUUGCAAAAAAAAAAAAAUGAUGAUGAGCUAAAAAAAAAAUUUCACUUUUUAACCCAAGAAAAUCAAAGAAAGAUUCAAUUUUUCUCUCUUUUUAAGGUUUUUAAUCUUUCAAACUUUGCAUUUUUAGAUCUGUUGAAGUUUAUAUUGUUCUGGGUUUUGAGCAAAAAUGAUGAAUUAUUUCCCAGAAGAAGUAUUAGAGCAUAUCUUCGACUUUGUUACAACAAAUCAAGAUAGAAACUCAGUUUCAUUAGUGUGUAAAACAUGGUUUAAAGUAGAGAGAGAAAGCAGAUCUCAAGUGUUUAUAGGAAACUGCUAUGCAAUUAGUCCAGAAAGAUUAAUAGGAAGGUUUCCUAGAUUAAGGGCACUUACUUUAAAAGGAAAGCCUCAUUUUGCAGAUUUUAAUUUGGUACCUCAUGAUUGGGGAGGGUAUGUGUACCCUUGGAUUAAGGCACUUGCUAAAGGUUGUCCUUCACUUGAAGAACUUAGGUUGAAAAGAAUGGUUGUUUCUGAUGAAAGUCUUGAGCUUUUGUCUAAGUCUUUUCUUCAUUUUAAGUCUUUGAUUUUAGUCAGUUGUGAAGGCUUUACUACUGAUGGACUUGCUGCUAUUGCCUCCAAUUGCAGGUACCUGAGAGAGCUGGACUUGCAGGAGAAUGAGGUAGAUGAUCGGAAGGGACACUGGCUAAGUUGCUUUCCCGAGGGUUGCACAUCUCUUAUAUCUCUCAAUUUUGCAUGCCUCAAGGGUGAAGUCAACUUAGCUGCCCUUGAAAGGCUGGUAGCCAGGAGCCCAAAUCUUAGAAGUCUCAGGCUAAAUCUUGCUGUUCCUUUUGAGACACUUCAGAAGAUACUUGUUAAGGCACCUCAACUGACGGACCUGGGCACCGGAUCCUUUGUCCAUGAUCCAAAGUCUGAGACCUACAAUAAGCUAACGAGUGCCAUUUCUAAGUGUGAAUCAAUUAGGAGCUUGUCGGGAUUCUUGGAGGUUGCUGCUCGCUGCCUUCCUGCAAUCUAUCCAAUUUGCUCGAACUUGACUUCUUUGAAUCUCAGUUAUGCUCCUGGAAUAGGUGGUUCCGAGCUUACACAGUUGAUUCUCCAUUGCAAGAAACUCCAACGUCUGUGGAUAUUAGACUGUAUUGGAGACAAGGGACUUGCGAUUGUAGCAGAUACAUGCAAAGAAUUGGAAGAGCUAAGAGUUUUCCCUUCUGACCCAUAUGCUCCUGGGGAUGCUGCCGUCACUGAGGAAGGGCUUGUAGCAAUAUCAAGUGGCUGUCCGAAGCUUAACUCUGUACUGUACUUCUGCCACCAAAUGACCAAUGCCGGGCUAAUAACUGUGGCCAAAAACUGCCCAAAUUUCAUCCGGUUCAGGUUAUGUAUCUUAGACCCAAUAAAACCUGACCCCGUUACUGGGGAACCAUUGGAUGAAGGUUUCGGGGCGAUUGUUCAAUCGUGUAAGCGCUUGAGGCGGUUAUCUAUAUCCGGACUCCUGACUGACCAGGUUUUCCUGUACAUUGGUAUGUAUGCUAAGCAAUUAGAGAUGCUUUCUGUUGCAUUUGCUGGGGAUAGUGAUAGCGCGAUGAUUAACGUGUUAAAUGGGUGUGAGAAGAUCCGGAAAUUGGAAAUCCGGGAUUGCCCAUUCGGAAAUUUGGCACUUCUAACGGACAUCGGGAAGUAUGAAACAAUGCGAUCCCUUUGGAUGUCGUCCUGUGAAGUGACCGUAGGGGCUUGCAAGUUGCUCGCGAGGAAGAUGCCUCGGUUGAACGUGGAGAUCAUCGAUGAGAAUGGGCUAGGGGAAACCUAUCUCGAUGAUGAGAGACAGAAAGUAGACAAGAUGUAUCUGUAUCGAACUUUGGCUGGGCCCAGGAAAGAUGCACCAGAGUUUGUAUGGACCUUGUAGUUUGUAUCUUUAGUAAGGAUUUUUAUUUUUUCAAGCUGUUGUUGUACUGCCUAUUUUUCUUUUUUUUGUACUUUAGGAAAACUGGUUUAUGAGACAUGUAGAAUGAUGGUGAAUUACUUUCCCCAUUUUGAUGGAAAGUCUAAUAUUUUUCUGUCGUCUACUA